AUGGGACAGAUAUUGCGAUCCGAACGACAUUUUAUCCGCUGCCCAGCUCAAUCAACCGACUACAGGUGCUGCGAGAAAUUUCCAACCGUUUGUGGAUUCAAACUUGGCGCCAAUGGUUUAGAUCCCUGUGUCAAUUCAGAGAAAAUGGUGUUAGCUCUGCAGUCCCUCUUAUUUUUGCUGUUAUCCAUAUCCCUCGCGGCUAAAGAGGACUCAUCCGCCGCCAGCCACGAAGUCCCAAUAUUAGCAAAGGAGCUAGGGAGAGCUUCUAAUGAAUCGCUAUUAUGGGGCCCGUAUAGGCCGAAUUUGUAUUUCGGUGUCCGCCCGCGCCUUCCUAAGAGCUUGAUCAUGGGAUUGAUGUGGGCGAACGUGGAUGAAUUUCAAAAUAUACAAGAGAGUAGGUACACCUUUAUUGUUAAGAGGAAUUUGGGAUCGCCCCGAAGCUACUACGUCGUUGUUUUACCUAUAUCAAUUACUUGCGACCUGCUAACUUUUCCUGAAGAGUUUAGACAUACAUGCGAACAAAACGAGGGCAUGGCUGGGUAUGGGUGGGAUGAGUACGAUAUCCGCAAGGGCGGCCGCCAGACGAUCCACGAUACGGGAAACGCCAUAGACCUCACUAUCGACUUUAUAAAGGUGCCGGGCGGAGGUAACGGAGGGAAUUGGGGUGCACGUGUCAAGGGUACUCCUCGCGCGGAUGCUUCUCCUGACCAAGCGACAACGGUUGUCUUCUACGCUGCGAUCGAAGGCUUGGGGACUUUGGAACUCGCCAACGAGGUUGAUGCUCUGGGAUACAAAGAUGAUGUGAAAUUUACGGGAUCUACCGUAGGCCUUGGUGAUUUCACUCUCGACUUAACUCGCGGACCCGAGAGUAAUGCGCACCCUCCCAGGAGACAUGCGGCGUAUGAUGACAAACCAUUGGACAGGACGAUGGUUGCAGGACUUCAGGUGCCCGCAGACGUACUUUGGAACGCAAAAUCGCUUCUUUUUAUGCACAUGAAAGAGGAGAUCGAUGCUACCUUGAAGAAGUACGGAACGGAUAAUCCCCUUCCUCCCGCGCAACUUAUCACAAUUGCGAAUAAGCCCGAUGCUGGGAACAUGUAUUUCGUGCAAAGGGCCUUUGAAGGUUCAUUUGAGUUCGAUAUUCUUUUCUCAUCUGCUUCGUCGCCAGCCCCUAUGACUUCGACGGUACUCACGGAAGAGAUUGAGCCCGCCUCCGCCUCCUUCUCCAAAAAGUUCAAAGAGGUAUUCCCCCCCCUUCCCCCUUUUAACUUACCGAAAUACACCGAGUUUUCGAAAGCCAUGUUUUCGAACUUGGUUGGUGGCGUUGGAUAUUUCUAUGGCGAUUCCGUUGUCGAUCGAUCCAAUUCACCAGAAUACGAAGAAGAAAACGAAUUAUUUUGGGAAGAGACCGAACAAGCACGAGCUCAGGUAAAGCCUAGCGUAGAUGGCCCAUCAGAGCUGUUUACAAGUAUACCGUCUCGGCCAUUCUUCCCGCGUGGCUUCCUCUGGGAUGAAGGAUUCCACUUGAUCCCUGUUAUUGAGUGGGACCUCGACUUGGCGAGCUGGUUCAAUCUUAUGGAUGAUGAUGGAUGGAUUGCACGUGAACAGAUCCUGGGUCCUGAAGCCCGUAGUAAGGUGCCCACUGAGUUCCAGGUUCAGUACCCACAUUAUGCGAAUCCUCCAACAUUAUUUAUGAUCCUUGAGGCAUUCGUGGAGAAAAUCCAAUUGAGCCGGGAACAAGCUGGGGUUCGCGAUGCUCCCUCCGAUAUCCGUUCAGCACAUUUGGAAAACCCGGAUCUUGCUAUUUUGUACCUUCGGUCUGUAUACCCUCUACUUAAACGCCAGUUCUUUUGGUUUAAGAAAACUCAGUGGGGUGACCUCAAAUCGUACGAUCGGGAAGCUUUCUCUUCGAAGGAAGCCUACAGAUGGCGAGGGCGAUCUAUUAAGCACAUUCUAACUUCCGGACUCGACGAUUACCCGAGACCCCAGCCGCCUCAUCCUGGUGAGCUUCAUGUCGAUUUGAUCAGCUGGAUGGGAAUGAUGAGCCGAGCGAUUAGGCGGAUUGCCGAAACCUUAGAAGAAACUGAAGAUGCGAAAGAAUUUGCGGCCUAUGAGACCAGGAUCAUUCGAAAUAUUGACGAUCUACAUUGGGACAAAGAUGCUCAGACUUUUUGCGAUGCUACUGUUGAUGAUUUUGAGGAGCAUGUGCAUGUCUGCCACAAGGGAUAUAUAUCCCUUUUCCCAUUUAUGACGGGUCUGAUGCCUGCGGAUAGUCCGCGGCUUGGGCCUACUUUGGAUCUUAUCCAGGACCCAAAAGAGCUCUGGAGCGAUUACGGUAUUCGUAGUCUGAGCAAAAAGGACGAAUUCUAUGGAACAGACGAAAACUACUGGAGGGGCCCUAUCUGGAUUAACAUCAACUACAUGAUUCUCAAAAAUCUUCUUGAUGUCGCCACGGUGCCUGGACCACAUCAAGAACAAGCACGUAAAAUGUAUACCCAACUCCGUCAGAAUAUUGUUGACAAUGUGUUUAAUCAGUGGAAAGAGACUGGAUUCGCAUGGGAACAAUAUAACCCUGAGACAGGCGCUGGCCAACGAACACAGCAUUUCACGGGGUGGACGAGUUUAGUGGUGAAGAUGAUGGUCAUGCCAGAUUUGAGCGCAGACCACGGAACCCGCCAUGAGGAAUUGUAAGAGUAUCGCCUACAAGGGAUAUUUUCUUAUUUAUACAUAGACAUAUUAGAGUUUUUUGAUUUUUUUCCCUUUUAUUUUCAUUAGCAUGUGGGUUAUAUUUAGGUGUAUUGUAUUGUAGCGGUGAUGUUAAACUUUGCAAAAGGCUCCAUCGCCGGAUUCCCGCC
This is a messenger RNA of Histoplasma capsulatum G186AR, 2855 nucleotides long. RefSeq names its product glucosidase I. The record is from RefSeq and is a predicted model, not a curated record. Gene Ontology annotation, cellular component: endoplasmic reticulum membrane. Lineage: Eukaryota; Fungi; Ascomycota; Eurotiomycetes; Onygenales; Ajellomycetaceae. Bases 1 to 2691 code for a protein of 896 amino acids. The transcript has 6 exons. Gene Ontology annotation, biological process: oligosaccharide metabolic process; protein N-linked glycosylation. Gene Ontology annotation, molecular function: Glc3Man9GlcNAc2 oligosaccharide glucosidase activity.